AUGCGAGGCAACAUCCGCCUCGCAUUGAUAUGCGUCUCCUCUCUCCUCCUCUUCUCCCUCUAUCUCCUCGAAGCCCACCUUCAAGACCUCUGCAACCAGUACCGCGCCGGCGCAUACAUGGUCGCAUGGCUAGACCGCAAUGGCGCCGCAACACCAACCUACACCACCCCAGGCGACAAAGUAAUAGUCAUGGCUAAACUGGAAGAAGAACAUACAGAAUGGGUCGCCCAAGAACUUCCAGAGUAUGCAACCCCCCCCCAAAAACCCUACUUCACCACCCCAACCCUAAACACAAUUCUAACCCAAACCAGCUGGCAACGCGCAAUCUACACCGUCAAUCCAUCCCACGAAUCUCGCAUAAACCCAAACACCCUCACAACCCCCUUCAACAAAGGCCACGAAUCAAUGGCCUACUUCACCUAUAUAAUCGACAAUUACGACUCCCUCCCUUCAACAAUCGCUUUCCUCCACGCCCACCGCGCAGGCUUCCUAAUGGCCUGGCACGUCGACGCCCCGCUCCACGAUAACGUCCUCGCAAUGCGCAGUCUGCAACUCGACUUCGUCCAACAAAACGGAUACGUCAAUCUGCGCUGCAAUUGGAAUCCAGGGUGUAAGGGGAAACAUCGCUUUAAUAAACAUGUCACGGAGCAGAUCUGGUGGGAUGUUUUCGAUGGUACUAGUACCCCGCCGCUGAACAUGUCUUCGCCGACUGAGGUCGAGUACCCCGGUGUGCGGUAUGCGAAACCUGCGGAGAUUGGCGCGGCUUGUUGUGCGCAAUUCGCUGUGUCGAGGGAUCAGAUUCGGUUGAGGCCGAGGGAGGAUUAUGUUAAGUUCAGACAGUGGGUUAUGGAUACGGAGUUGAGUGAUGCAUCCUCUGGGAGGGUUAUGGAGUUUAUGUGGCAUAUUAUUUUUGGGAUGCAGGGUGUUUAG
Penicillium brevicompactum is the source of this 930-nucleotide messenger RNA. RefSeq names its product DUF3431 domain-containing protein. NCBI's taxonomy places the organism in Eukaryota, Fungi, Ascomycota, Eurotiomycetes, Eurotiales, Aspergillaceae. The record is from RefSeq and is a predicted model, not a curated record. The transcript has a single exon. Bases 1 to 930 code for a protein of 309 amino acids.